AAGGGUAAUGACAAGGUCGUCCCUGGACUUUAUGCUGCUGGGGAGGCUGCCUGUGUGUCCGUCCACGGCGCCAACCGUCUCGGUGCCAAUUCUCUACUCGACAUCGUCGUUUUCGGUCGCGCUUGUGCUCACCACAUUCGCGACACUCUGGAGCCGGGAACACCUCACAGGGAACUCCCCUCAGACGCAGGAUCAAAAUCCAUUGCGAACCUCGAUAAACUUCGCAAUGCCAAUGGUACAAAGACUACUGCUGAGAUCCGUUUGAACAUGCAAAAGGCAAUGCAAAAAGAUGCGGCAGUAUUUCGAACAAAAGAAUCAUUGGAAAAUGGUGUUGUAAACAUCGAUUCAAUCUGGCAAACCUUCAAGGAUGUUAAAGUUUCUGACCGCUCUAUGAUUUGGAAUUCUGAUUUAAUCGAGACCCUGGAGCUUCAAAAUCUGUUGACCAAUGCCGCUCAAACAAUGCAUUCCGCGUCAGCUCGUGAGGAGUCUCGUGGCGCUCACGCAAGAGAAGAUUUCAAGGAACGUCUGGACGACGAAUGGAUGAAACAUACGUUAUCCUGGCAGGAUCAAGAAACAGGUCAAGUCAAGUUAAGUUAUAGGGCUGUCGCUCACAAGACUCUGGACGAAAAAGAGUGCCCCAGCGUUCCUCCUAAGGCUAGAGUUUACUAG
This is a messenger RNA of Acaulospora colombiana, 669 nucleotides long. The record is from the annotation of a GenBank genome assembly. Lineage: Eukaryota; Fungi; Glomeromycota; Glomeromycetes; Diversisporales; Acaulosporaceae.